Molecule: messenger RNA, 8657 nt
Organism: Manis pentadactyla (Chinese pangolin)
Lineage: Eukaryota; Metazoa; Chordata; Mammalia; Pholidota; Manidae
Gene: CREBBP
Product: CREB binding protein
Exons: 32
Coding region: 241-7590 (2449 amino acids)
Biological process (GO): positive regulation of transcription by RNA polymerase II
Cellular component (GO): nucleus; histone acetyltransferase complex; transcription regulator complex
Molecular function (GO): transcription coactivator activity; chromatin DNA binding; zinc ion binding
Source: RefSeq, a predicted model, not a curated record
GCGGUGGCGGCCGGGGGCGGGCGGUGAGCGCUGCGGGGCGCUGUUGCUGUGGCUGAGAUUUGGCCGCCGCCUCCCCCACCCGGCCUGCGCCCUCCCUCUCCCUCGGCGCUCGCUGGCUCGCUAGCGGCUCGCGCGCGCGCCUCUCCCCUCGCAGCCGGCCGGGGCCGGGCCGACCCCCGCCCGGGAGCCCUCGUCGGCCCCGCCGCCCGCGCCGGGAGCUGUUUCCGCGCGCAGGUGAAAAUGGCCGAGAACUUGCUGGACGGACCGCCCAACCCCAAACGAGCCAAACUCAGCUCGCCCGGCUUCUCGGCGAAUGACAGCACAGAUUUUGGAUCAUUGUUUGACUUGGAAAAUGAUCUUCCUGAUGAGCUGAUCCCCAAUGGAGGAGAAUUAGGCCUUUUAAACAGUGGGAACCUUGUUCCAGAUGCUGCUUCCAAACAUAAACAACUGUCGGAGCUUCUGCGCGGAGGCAGUGGCUCUAGUAUUAACCCAGGAAUAGGAAAUGUGAGUGCUGGCAGCCCCGUGCAGCAGGGCCUCGGCAGCCAGGCUCAGGGGCAGCCGAACAGUGCAAACAUGGCCAGCCUGGGUGCCAUGGGCAAGAGCCCCCUGAACCAGGGAGAUACGUCAGCCCCUAGCCUGCCCAAGCAGGCAGCCAGCACCUCUGGGCCCACUCCCCCUGCUUCCCAACCACUGAAUCAGCAAGCACAAAAGCAAGUGGGGAUGGUAACCAGCAGCCCUGCCACGUCGCAGACAGGACCUGGAAUCUGCAUGAAUGCUAACUUUAACCAGACCCACCCAGGCCUCCUCAAUAGUAACUCUGGCCACAGUUUAAUGAACCAGGCCCCGCAAGGGCAGGCGCAAGUCAUGAAUGGAUCUCUGGGGGCUGCUGGCAGAGGAAGGGGAGCUGGAAUGCCGUACCCUGCUCCAGCCAUGCAGGGGACCACGAGCAGCGUGCUGGCCGAGACAUUAACGCAGGUUUCGCCGCAGAUGGCUAGUCACGCUGGACUGAACACGGCACAGGCGGGAGGCAUGACAAAGAUGGGAAUGGCUGGCAACACAAGUCCAUUUGGCCAACCCUUUAGUCAAACUGGAGGGCAGCAAAUGGGAGCCCCUGGAGUGAACCCGCAGUUACCCAGCAAGCAGAGCAUGGUCAAUAGUUUACCUCCCUUCCCCGCAGACAUCAAGAACGCUUCAGUCGCCAACGUGCCAAACAUGUCUCAGAUGCAAACGUCAGUGGGAAUUGUACCCACACAAGCAAUUGCAACGGGCCCCACUGCAGAUCCUGAAAAACGCAAACUGAUACAGCAGCAGCUGGUUCUACUGCUUCACGCCCAUAAAUGUCAGCGACGAGAACAAGCAAAUGGAGAGGUUCGGGCCUGCUCGCUCCCACAUUGUCGAACCAUGAAAAAUGUUUUGAAUCACAUGACACAUUGUCAGGCUGGGAAAGCCUGUCAAGUUGCCCAUUGUGCAUCUUCACGACAAAUCAUCUCUCAUUGGAAGAACUGCACACGACAUGACUGUCCUGUUUGCCUCCCUUUGAAAAAUGCCAGUGACAAGCGAAACCAACAAAAUUUCUUAAUCAGUAACAACACUGACCUGCCGGGUAUCACUUCUGCUACUUCUGUUAAUCCUGUAACUGCAGCCAUCCUGGGGUCUCCAGCUAGUGGAAUUCAAAACACACUUGGCUCUGUUGGCACAGGCCAGCAAAAUGCUACUUCUUUAAGUAACCCGAACCCCAUAGACCCCAGCUCCAUGCAGCGAGCCUACGCUGCUCUUGGGCUCCCCUACCUGAACCAGCCCCAAACGCAGCUGCAGCCUCAGGUUCCGGGCCAGCAACCAGCACAGCCUCAAACUCACCAGCAGAUGAGGACUCUCAACCCCCUGGGAAAUAACCCAAUGAACAUUCCAGCAGGAGGAAUAACAGCAGAUCAGCAGCCACCAAACUUGAUUUCAGAAUCAGCUCUUCCAACUUCCCUUGGGGCCACAAACCCCCUGAUGAAUGAUAGCGCCAGCUCGGGGAGCAUCGGCGCCCUCAGCACCAUACCAACAGCUGCCCCUCCUUCCAGCACUGGCGUCCGGAAAAGCUGGCACGAACACGUCACUCAGGACCUGCGGAGCCAUCUAGUGCACAAACUUGUCCAAGCCAUCUUCCCAACACCUGACCCUGCAGCCCUGAAGGACCGCCGCAUGGAGAACCUGGUGGCCUAUGCUAAGAAAGUGGAAGGGGACAUGUAUGAGUCUGCCAACAGUAGGGAUGAAUACUAUCACUUAUUAGCAGAGAAAAUCUACAAGAUACAGAAAGAACUAGAAGAAAAACGGAGAUCACGUUUACACAAACAAGGCAUCUUGGGUAACCAGCCAGCCUUACCAGCCCCUGCAACACAGCCUCCCGGGAUUCCACAGGCACAAACUGUGAGACCUCCAAAUGGGCCCAUGCCCCUGCCAGUGAAUCGCAUGCAGGUUUCUCAAGGGAUGAAUUCAUUUACCCCAAUGUCCUUGGGGAAUGUACAGUUGCCACAAGCUCCCAUGGGCCCGCGCGCAGCGUCCCCUAUGAACCACUCUGUCCCGAUGAGCAGCAUGGGCUCCGUCCCAGGGAUGGCCAUUUCUCCUUCCCGGAUGCCUCAGCCUCCAAACAUGAUGGGUGCGCACGCCAAUAACAUGAUGGCCCAGGCGCCUGCACAGAGCCAGUUCCUGCCGCAGAACCAGUUCCCGUCCUCCAGCGGGGCAAUGAGUGUGAACAGUGUGGGCAUGGGGCAGCCGGCGGCCCAGACGGGCGUGUCACAGGGUCAGGUUCCUGGUGCUGCUCUUCCUAACGCUCUGAACAUGCUUGGGCCCCAGGCCAGCCAGCUGCCUUGCCCACCAGUGACCCAGUCUCCACUGCACCAGACGCCACCCCCCGCCCCUGCUGCCGCGGCCAUGCCAGCUCUCCAGCACCCUCCAGCGCCUGGGAUGACUCCUCCCCAGCCCGCAGCUCCCACCCAGCCGUCAACUCCUGUGUCGUCUUCUGGGCAGACUCCCACCCCGACCCCCGGUUCGGUGCCCAGUGCUAGCCAAACCCAGAGCACCCCUACUGUGCAGGCGGCGGCCCAGGUGACACCGCAGCCACAGACCCCAGCCCGGCCCCCGUCUGUGGCCACCCCUCAGGCAUCACAGCAGCCCACGCCCGUGCACACCCAGCCCCCCGGCACACCGCUUUCCCAGGCAGCUGCCAGCAUUGAUAACAAGGUCCCCACUCCAUCUUCAGUGGCCAGCGCUGAAACCAACUCCCUCCAGCCAGGGCCUGAUGUGCCAGUGCUAGAAAUGAAGGCUGAGGUCAAGACCGAGGACACUGAGCCUGAUGCCAGUGAAGCCAGGGGGGAGCCUGGGUCUGCGAUGAUGGAAGAGGAUUUGCAAGGAUCUUCUCAAGUUAAAGAGGAAACAGACACAGUAGAGCAGAAAUCAGAACCGAUGGAAGUGGAGGAAAAGAAACCUGAAGUGAAAGCAGAAGCUAAAGAAGAAGAGGAGAGCAGUACAAAUGGGACUGCCUCUCAGUCGGCAUCUCCCUCCCAGCCACGCAAAAAAAUCUUUAAGCCGGAAGAGUUACGCCAGGCUCUUAUGCCAACCCUGGAAGCGCUGUACCGCCAGGAUCCAGAGUCCUUGCCUUUCCGGCAGCCAGUAGAUCCCCAGCUCCUAGGAAUUCCAGAUUAUUUUGACAUCGUGAAGAAUCCCAUGGACCUUUCCACCAUCAAGCGGAAGCUGGAUACAGGGCAGUACCAAGAGCCCUGGCAGUAUGUGGAUGAUGUCUGGCUCAUGUUCAACAACGCCUGGCUGUACAAUCGUAAAACAUCCCGGGUCUAUAAGUUUUGCAGUAAACUUGCAGAGGUCUUUGAGCAAGAGAUUGACCCUGUCAUGCAGUCCCUUGGAUAUUGCUGUGGACGCAAGUAUGAGUUUUCCCCCCAGACUUUGUGCUGCUACGGGAAGCAGCUGUGCACAAUUCCUCGCGAUGCUGCCUACUACAGCUACCAGAACAGGUAUCACUUCUGUGAGAAGUGUUUCACAGAGAUCCAGGGGGAGAAUGUCACCCUGGGUGACGACCCUUCACAGCCCCAGACGACAAUUUCAAAGGAUCAGUUUGAAAAGAAGAAAAAUGAUACCUUAGAUCCUGAACCUUUUGUGGACUGCAAGGAGUGUGGCCGGAAGAUGCAUCAGAUUUGUGUGCUCCACUAUGAUAUCAUUUGGCCUUCCGGCUUUGUGUGCGACAACUGCUUGAAGAAAACUGGCAGAACUCGAAAAGAAAACAAAUUCAGUGCUAAGAGACUGCAGACCACGCGACUGGGAAAUCAUUUGGAAGACCGAGUCAACAAGUUUUUGCGGCGGCAGAAUCAUCCUGAAGCCGGGGAGGUCUUCGUCCGAGUGGUGGCCAGCUCAGACAAGACUGUGGAGGUCAAGCCCGGGAUGAAGUCACGGUUUGUGGAUUCUGGGGAAAUGUCUGAAUCUUUCCCGUAUCGAACCAAAGCGCUUUUUGCUUUUGAGGAAAUUGAUGGAGUGGAUGUGUGCUUCUUCGGGAUGCACGUCCAGGAGUACGGCUCUGACUGUCCCCCUCCAAACACAAGGCGUGUGUACAUAUCUUAUCUGGACAGUAUUCAUUUCUUCCGGCCCCGAUGCCUCCGGACAGCUGUUUACCAUGAGAUCCUUAUUGGAUAUUUAGAAUAUGUGAAGAAAUUGGGGUAUGUCACGGGACACAUCUGGGCCUGUCCCCCAAGUGAGGGUGAUGACUACAUCUUCCAUUGCCACCCCCCUGAUCAAAAAAUCCCAAAACCCAAGCGCCUGCAGGAGUGGUACAAGAAGAUGCUGGACAAGGCGUUCGCAGAGCGCAUCAUCCACGACUACAAGGACAUUUUCAAACAGGCAACUGAAGACAGGCUCACCAGUGCCAAGGAGCUGCCCUAUUUUGAGGGUGACUUCUGGCCCAACGUGCUGGAGGAGAGCAUCAAGGAGCUGGAGCAGGAGGAGGAGGAGCGGAAGAAGGAGGAGAGCACGGCGGCCGGCGAGACCCCCGAGGGCAGCCAGGGUGACAGCAAGAAUGCCAAGAAAAAGAACAACAAGAAAACCAACAAGAACAAAAGCAGUAUCAGCCGAGCCAACAAGAAGAAACCCAGCAUGCCCAACGUGUCCAACGACUUGUCCCAGAAGCUCUAUGCCACCAUGGAGAAGCACAAAGAGGUCUUCUUUGUGAUCCACCUCCACGCCGGGCCUGUCAUCAACACGCUGCACCCCAUCGUCGACCCUGACCCCCUGCUCAGCUGCGACCUCAUGGAUGGGCGGGACGCCUUCCUCACACUUGCCCGAGACAAGCACUGGGAAUUCUCAUCUUUGCGCAGGUCCAAGUGGUCCACGCUGUGCAUGCUGGUGGAGCUGCACACCCAGGGCCAGGACCGCUUUGUCUACACCUGCAACGAGUGUAAACACCACGUGGAGACGCGCUGGCACUGCACCGUGUGUGAGGAUUACGACCUUUGCAUCAACUGCUACAAUACGAAGAGCCACACCCACAAGAUGGUGAAGUGGGGGCUGGGCCUGGACGACGAGGGCAGCAGCCAGGGGGAGCCACAGUCCAAGAGCCCCCAGGAGUCGCGGCGCCUGAGCAUCCAGCGCUGCAUCCAGUCGCUGGUGCAUGCCUGCCAGUGCCGCAACGCCAACUGCUCGCUGCCGUCCUGCCAAAAGAUGAAGCGGGUCGUGCAGCACACCAAGGGCUGCAAGCGCAAGACCAAUGGGGGCUGCCCGGUGUGCAAGCAGCUCAUCGCCCUGUGCUGCUACCACGCCAAGCACUGCCAGGAGAACAAGUGCCCUGUCCCCUUCUGCCUCAACAUCAAACACAAGCUCCGCCAGCAGCAGAUCCAGCACCGCCUGCAGCAGGCCCAGCUCAUGCGCCGGCGGAUGGCCACCAUGAACACCCGCAACGUGCCUCAGCAGAGCCUGCCCUCCCCUACCUCAGCACCGCCCGGGACCCCCACACAGCAGCCCAGCACGCCCCAGACGCCACAGCCCCCCGCCCAGCCCCAGCCCUCACCUGUGAGCAUGUCGCCGGCUGGCUUCCCUAGCGCGGCCCGAACUCAGCCCCCCACCACGGCAUCUGCCGGGAAGCCCGCCGGCCAGGUGCCGGCGCCGCCGCCCCCCACCCAGCCGCCCCCCGCAGCCGUGGAAGCUGCGCGGCAGAUAGAGCGUGAAGCCCAACAGCAGCAGCAUCUGUACCGGGUGAACAUCGGUGGCGGUAUGGCCCCCGGGCGCACGGGCAUGGUGGCCCCGGGCACCCAGAUGGCCCCCGUGAGCCUCAGUGUGCCGCGGCCAGGCCAGGUUGGGGCGCCUGUGGUCCCCAGCCUGCCACCUGGCCAGUGGCAGCAGGCGCCUGUUCCCCAGCAGCAGCCGAUACCCGGCAUGCCCAGGCCCGUGAUGUCCAUGCAGGCCCAGCCAGCCGUGGCCGGGCCGCGGAUGCCCAGCGUGCAGCCCGCACGCAGCAUCUCACCUGGCGCCCUGCAGGACCUGCUGCGGACCCUGAAGUCGCCCAGCUCCCCACAGCAGCAGCAGCAGGUGCUCAACAUCCUCAAGUCGAAUCCCCAGCUGAUGGCCGCGUUCAUCAAGCAGCGCACGGCCAAGUACGUGGCCAGCCAGCCUGGCUUGCAGCCCCAGCCGGCCCUGCAGCCCCAGCCUGGCCUGCACCAGCAGCCGGGCCUGCAGAACCUGAGUGCCAUGCAGGCUGGUGGGCCGCGGGCCGGUGUUCCUCCUCAGCAGCAGGCCAUGGGGGGCCUGAACACCCAGGGCCAGGCCCUGAACAUCAUGAGCCCGGGGCACAACCCCAGCAUGGCGAGCAUGAAUCCGCAGUACAGGGAGAUGCUGCGGAGGCAGCUGCUCCAGCAACAGCAGCAGCCGCCGCCGCCGGGGGGUGCGGGCAUGGCGGGGGGCAUGGCCGGCCACAGCCAGUUCCAGCAGCCACAAGGACCGGGCGGCUACGCCCCUGCCAUGCAGCAGCCACGCGUGCAGCACCUGCCCAUGCAGGGCGGCUCUGUGGGCCAGAUGGCAGCUCCGCUGGGGCAGCUCGGCCAGAUGGGGCAGCCUGGGCUGGGCGCGGACGGCACCCCCAGCAUCCAGCAGGCCCUGCAGCAGCGGCUCCUUCAGCAGCAGCAGAUGAAGCAGCAGCUGGGGUCUCCGGGCCAGCCAAACCCCAUGAGCCCCCAGCAGCACAUGCUCUCAGGACAGCCUCAGGCCGCACACCUCCCUGGCCAGCAGAUGGCCACGUCCCUCAGCAGCCAGGUCCGGUCUCCGGCCCCGGUCCAGUCCCCGCGGCCCCAGUCCCAGCCUCCACAUUCCAGCCCGUCGCCACGGAUACAGCCCCAGCCUUCGCCUCACCACGUCUCCCCCCAGACUGGCUCCCCCCACCCGGGACUCGCAGUCACCAUGGCCAGCUCCAUAGAUCAGGGACACUUGGGGAACCCCGAACAGAGUGCGAUGCUCCCACAGCUGAACACCCCCAACAGGAGUGCAUUGUCCAGUGAGCUGUCCCUGGUCGGCGACACCACAGGAGACACCCUAGAGAAGUUUGUGGAGGGUUUGUAGCAUUGCGAGAGCACCACUUUUUUCCCCCUUUCAUCUUGGACCUUUUGUACUGAGAUCCAGGCAUCUAGGCUCUUUUUAUUCCUGGAUGGAACUGCUGCUUCCCCGCCACGGAAGGGUAGAUUGCUGUUUAAAGAAACAAUACAAAGAAUAUAUUUUUUUGUUAAAAACCAGUUGAUUUAAAUAUCUGGUCUCUCUCUCUCUCUCUCUCUCUCUCUCUGUUUUUGUUUUUUUGUUUUUUUGUUUUUUUUGGGGGGGAGGGGGGUUUGUUUGGAUUCUUUUUGUCGUCAUUGCUGGUGACCCAUGCCUUUUUUUAACGGGAAAAACAAGUUCAUUAUAUUCAUAUUUUUUAUUUGUAUUUUCAAGACUUUAAACAUUUAUGUUUAAAAGUGAGAAGAAAAAUAAUAUUCAGAAACUGAUUCUUGAAAUAAUGCAAGCUUAUAAUGUAUCCCGAUAACUUUCUGACGUUGCGGGAAGAUUUUUCUAUGGUGAACUCUGUGGGCGCUCUCCAAGUAUUACCCCCGGACGAUAGGAAUCGGCUCCCGCGUGCACACAUGUACACCCACACACAUCUAUCUAUACCUGCUGGCUUAAGCCAAACUCUUGUCUUGCAGAUGUAGAAAUUGUUGCUUUGUUUCUCUGAUAAAACUGGUUUUAGACAAAAAAUAGGGAUGAUCACUCUCUUAGACCAUGCUAAUGUUAAUAGAGAGAAGCAUUCUUUUCUUUCUUCUAUGUGAAACUUGAAAUGAGGAAAAGCAAUUCUAGUGUAAAUCAUGCAAGCGCUAUAAUUACUAUAAAUAAGAAAAUUCAAGAAGAUUCAAUCACUGUAUAGAAUGGUAAAAUACCAACUCAUUUCUUAUAUUGUUAAAUAAACUGUGUGCAACAGACAAAAAGGGUGGUCCUUCUUGAAUUCAUGUACAUGGUAUUAACACUUAGUGUUUGUUUGGGUUUUUUUGUUAUGAAAAUGCUGUUUUCAACAUUGUAUUUGGACUAUGCAUGUGUUUUUUUUCCUCAUUGUAUAUAAAGUACCGCUUAAAAUUGAUAUAAAUUACUGAAGUUUUUAACAUGUA